AACUUCUCUACUAUUCCCCUAGGGUAGCAGUCCACCUUUAUUGAUGUAUUUAUUUUGAUAUGAACUGUUUUACAGUCUCGUUAUUCUUAAUAUUUUGGGGUUCAAUUACAAGCCCGUUUUAUGAAAAAAUAUAAUUUUUAUUUCUACUAUGGUAUAAACAUGACAUAGUGGAAAUUUUAAUAACGUUAAGGUUUUCAAAAGCAGCUUCAUACAAAAAACACUAAGUGUGAGCACCCUCCUAACCGAGAGGGGGCAGACGUUUCGUUUGAGAAGACGGAAAUGAAUCCAGCAGAAACGGAAGUUAGUUAAGUGACAACAAUCUGAAUUUACAACUUCAGCGAAACUUCGCAGUGUUCUGAUACUCUAGUUUUUGUGGAAUUUAUAUAUAACAUUUGGCCGCUUUAGAAGUUAUUGGUGCAUUAUGGAGGAAGUUAUCUCCCAUCCGCCGUGGGAGCGGUGUGUUUUUGCCCUCAAAGUCGGUGGCUAGUUAAACUGUUUGUGGAAGCUAAGUUGGCUAACGUUAUCUGUCAGCUGACUCGUUUGACAGCAAACCUUCUCCUAAUAUGCUCCGACGUUACUCGGUGCUGGCUUUAAACAGGCUUGUUGAUGUAACCACGCUGUGUGUUAGCUGGCGUUGACUCGUCCAGGUGUUUAAUUAGCAGCGCUGAUAAGGUGACCAUAGAUCUUGGCUCGCAAUGUUCCUGCAGCUGCUUCCACCUUUCAACUAGCUGCCUCCCCUCCUCUGCUUUUCUCUCCUCCGUCGCCCUCCGAUGGCUCACUGCGUCCCGUCCGAGCCAACCUCCAAGGUUCAGGCUCCAGAAAGUAUCCCGUCCCAGGUCAGCGUGGACCAGAGCAUGAGGCCGGUGCUGUUUGAGAUUUUCGGCGAGAUCUGGACCGUUCAGUCCCGGCUCGGUCAAGGAGUGUCGGCCUCGGUUUACCAAGUCAGCUCCGGCAGAGCUGCCACGGCCGCAGUGAAGGAGUUCCAGGGCGACUCACAGGGAGGGGACUACGGCUAUCACAAAGAGAGGGCCGUGCUGGAGGACAUCCAGGGGCAUAAGAACAUCGUCACACUGUAUGGCGUGUUCACCAACCACAACUGUGUGGGGGUGGCUACGCGCUGCCUCCUGCUGGAGCUCCUGGAUGUCAGCGUAUCGGAGCUGCUGGUGAGGCGUAGCAAUGGUGUCAAGGGUGUAAGCAGACCCCAGAAGGGCCACUCCAUGUGGCUGGUGCAGCACUGUGCCAGAGACAUCCUGGAGGCUCUUGCCUUCCUUCACAGGGAAGGCUACGUCCACGCUGACCUCAAACCACGCAACAUCCUGUGGAGUGCCGAUGACGAGUGCUUCAAGCUCAUCGACUUCGGGCUGAGCUUCAAACAGGGAAACCAGGAUGUGAAGUACAUCCAGACGGAUGGGUAUCGAGCCCCGGAAGCCGAGCUCCAGAACAGCCUGGCCCAGGCUGGGAUGGAGGGAGACUCCGGCUGCACAGCCGCCAUCGACAUGUGGAGCCUUGGCGUCAUCCUGCUGGAGAUGUUCUCAGGAAUUAAACUGAAAGACACCGUCCGCUCACAGGACUGGAAGGACAACAGCGUUGCCGUCGUCAACCGCAUCUUUGCCAGUAAUGGCGUGAUGUGCCCUGCCAUCCCAGUCUAUCACCUCAGAGACCUUAUUAAAAGCAUGCUGCUCAACAACCCAAAGCAGAGAUGCACAGCUGAAGCUGCCCUGCUCAACCCGUUCUUCAGUAUUCCCUUCGCCCCUCACAUAGAGGAUCUGGUUCUACUGCCUUCUCCUGUUCUGCGUCUGCUUAACCUGAUUGACGACAGCCACCUGCACAAUGACGAAGAGUAUGAAGACAUACUGGAGGACAUGAAAGAGGAGUGCCAGAAGUACGGCUCAGUGGUUUCUCUGCUCAUUCCUAAGGAGAAUCCUGGAAAAGGGCAGGUGUUUGUGGAGUACGCCAACUCUAGCGACUCCAAAGAAGCCCAGCGGCUGCUGACCGGCCGAACCUUCGACGGGAGGUUUGUAGUGGCCACCUUCUACCCGCUGAGCGCCUACAAGAGAGGUUACCUGUACCAGACGGUGCAGUGAGGAUCAGUCUGCUCCUCCGUCCGCCUCAUUUAAAGAACAGUGCUGUGUUUUGGCCUGCAUCCCGUAUACUGAUACUUUCAACACCUGGAUGCAGACAUUAGAUUAUCAAGCUUCUCCUGUAGGGGAAUUGCUAUAUUAAUUCUACUCUUAAGAAAAUAAGUUAAAGUUGGAGUCCUUCUGACAAUACAUUUACAUUUCUAAUAUGAGUUUACAAUCAUCUUUAUGCAGCAACUGGAAGCAAAAAUCAAGACUUUGUUCCCGUUUAACACCGCUGCGAUGCUUAUAGGCUUAAUCUGCAUGUCUUGGUCAUUGCUGAAGUUUUACAAAGCGCACAAGAGAUGAGUUGUUUAAAAUGCAGCAACUGCUUUGCUGAAAGGCAUGUUGCUCAGCAAUGUUUCCAUGCAGAGCAGCAGCUGAAACUAGCUGUGAUGUUUGGUGUGCAGACACCCUCCCAGUGCUUCACUGUGAAAACAUCCGACUCGUCUGAUGACUCUGCUGGAACAUUAGCUGUCUGCUGCAGGAGAAGCUGUGCUUCGUUGCCUUUGAAUAGUGCAGUAUGAGUGGCUAAUGAAAACCCAUUUGACGUUGUGUGUCAGGGAUGUCAUUUGUUCUGUGUAUCAAGUGAUUUAGAUGUUUUAGAUCUUCAAACUACAUAAACCUAAAGAGAAGCUGAAGGUUCACUGUGGUGGAAGCUAACAUGUGGUACUGUUGUUACAGCAGUUUAUUUUUAUCUAUUUAUUUUGGGCUAUGUUAUGUAUUUUAAGGUGGAGGCAUGGUACUGAGGGAUAUACCGCCCCCCUGUGGCUGCUCUCCUGUCUGAGCACAUGCGGGGCUACAGGAAGUUGCCCUGUAGCUGUUGAUGAAAUAUUUCCUCUGACUGAGCUUCCAUCCAGGAAAACUUCAUGUUUUCACUGUAGCACUGAAAAUAUCACAAGAACUAUUUCACAUCCUCAAUCCAGAGUUCAUAAGGAUGUCGUUUGACUUCUCUACACUCAUGUACUGGAUAAGUGUAGAAAACUAUAUGGAAAAUAAUUUAGUUUUUUUCCUCCCAUCAAACUUUUUUUCUAGUGUCAUCCUUCCUGUCCUCUUCCUCUCUUGUUCUGGCUCUGAGCUAUGUCCUACUUUUUGACAUUGAUUCUUCCACUCUUUCUUUCUCAUUUCUUCUUUGUGUCCUUAUUUCCUUCCUUUUAUCCUGCCUUCAGUUCUUUCCUCCACUUAGGUUCUUGUUGCUGCAGUAGCAAUAUGAAAAACCUGCUCACUUUAUAAACAUCCAUCCAUUUUCCAUACGUGUGUGUUCCAGACAGCAGUGAGGGAAAGAAGGGCUAUGUCAUGGGCAGGCUUCCAGUUCAUACCUCAAAAAAAGAAAACUUUAAAUUUACAUUUUAAAAUGAGCACAAGGAACAAAGAAGUUUUGGAGUCUGAGAAUGUCUGUAAUGUUUACACAAAGAUCAGGUAGAAAACCCUGUAAAACAUUUAAGUUAGAAAUUAUGGUUUUCUUCUAGUUCAGAAAAUUUUCUGAGCAGAAGUAGAAAACGUCUCAUUAAGGCAACCGGCAUUGCUGCCAGUUGGAAACGAAGCGUUACUCCAGAUGCAGAUUUAAAGCGAACUCAGUCAGCCACAGCAGAGAACCACCUGUAGCUCUCUUCACAGACAUUGCUAUGUGACAUUGCUUUGGGAUGAUGGAGUUUUUCUUGUUGGCACCACUUUUUAUUUUCUUCACUUUGUGGCACCUUUAAAUGUUUCUACACAGGCUGCUGAAGUGACUGUGAGGAUAAAAAGAAAUGUUUGACAAUCUCCUGGUGUGUUUGGUUAGUCGGUGCAAGAAGCAGUGGGUUGAUUUUUAACCCAGCUUUGUAGCAGUGCUGUUCUGCAGAAAUAUGUGUUUGAAAUAUCAAUAGAAAGUUUAGAUUUUUUUUUUCAAGCUGUCAAAUAGAAAGUUUUUUUUUCUGUAUUUUCCAUCUUGACUGCUUCAAGCAGAUCACCCUGGAUGACAGAAAGCUGGAAAUUUUUCAAUGUUAUGGACUUACUGUUGUAGAAUGAGCAAUUAUGAAACUCCUGGUUCAUCUUCCAAUUUAUGACAAGAUGUAGAGGUUCAGUACCCAAAAAUUGUACUCAAGUAAAACAUAUCCAUCCAAGAAAUUACUCAACAUGAGUAAAAAGGUAUUUUGUUAAAAAGGCUGCUCAAGUACUCAGUAACUGAUGAGAACAUUCAUAUAUUUUUAAAUGACAUCAUCAAACAAACAAAACAAAGUCAUUUGCAUUUUUUAGCAUUUUGAAAAACCAAAAUGAAAAGAAUUGAUUCCAAUUAAUUACAUAAUUACAAAAUAACAAUUUAAGGAAGAACAAAUGCUUUUCCAAAUACCUUU
This is a messenger RNA of Poecilia latipinna (sailfin molly), 4450 nucleotides long. It is a transcript of the gene uhmk1, whose product is annotated as U2AF homology motif (UHM) kinase 1. The record is from RefSeq and is a predicted model, not a curated record. Gene Ontology annotation, biological process: positive regulation of translational initiation; peptidyl-serine phosphorylation; regulation of protein export from nucleus. The transcript has 9 exons. NCBI's taxonomy places the organism in Eukaryota, Metazoa, Chordata, Actinopteri, Cyprinodontiformes, Poeciliidae. Gene Ontology annotation, molecular function: ATP binding; RNA binding; ribonucleoprotein complex binding. The coding region runs from base 771 to 2084 and encodes 437 amino acids. Gene Ontology annotation, cellular component: neuronal ribonucleoprotein granule; nucleus.